GGAAACACUGCAUCUUACUCACUUUUUACCACGCACAGGAACAGGCCCAUUUGUCUAUACUUUUUACGCCUUACAGUUCCUCAAGUCAUCCCGCGCUCCAAGAGAAAUACCGAGAACCUACGACAUCAAAGCUCGAGUCCACAUUCCAAUCUUAGAAUGUCUGCCAAGGGAUGCACGAUUGGAGCUCAUAUAUAAAACUCCCUUUUGCGAGCCACAUUCCAAACUCCCAGCUUGCAAGCUUCCGGGGAUAAUGGAAGUUGAGGACGUUGUCGGCUCGGUGGUGGACAGCCUAGUCGUUGACGCGUCGAGAUCAGCAGCUUCGGUCGACGCGGGACCAGGAGAGCCGUCGUUGCAAAGUUUUUCUGACGGCGAUGCUGACGAUACACCCGAGGAUGUCGCCCCGAUAUACCCAAUUGCCAAACGCAUCAUUGGGGCUGUCGAGGUGCCCAUGAUUGUAAUGAACCUCGACCGGGCGGAAAAGGCCUUUGGCAAUAUCUCCACCUUUGGCAACGUCCUCGAUUUGGAUCGGCUCUCCAUCCCGUUCUACCUCAACCCAGAAAGUCCCUUCCGGAGACCUAUACUCUCCCACCAGGCUGCAACCCACAACAUUGUGCUCAAGGUCACGGUGCCGAAGCGCACGGGCAGGAAGCGGAAGAAGGGCUCGAACGGGCCCUUUGAGGGCGAUGUCGAGGCGCCGAAUCCGGAUGCACCUGCGCCUCCACAGCGAGGACACAAUGUGUGCUCCAAGUCGAGACUCGACAACCCCCGGGUUCUCAGGCGGAAGUUGCAGGACAAUGUCGACAACUAUCGGGUCGAGGCUGUCGGAGUCGUGAAGGGCACUCACCGCUUUCGAUCCUUGGCCGAUUAUCAAUGGGAUAUGGACCAGUCCCCAUUUAUCACGAGAUUCAGGGAACAGGUCUUGUCAGGAGAUAUCACCAAGAUGCGGGAAUUCAGGUUUCGAGAGGGAACGGAUUUUGGGCCCAACGUCGAUCUGAUCCCGCCGCCGGCAUGGACACCAACGGUGAGCCUCCCGUUCAACUACGGCUAUGCGCAGAACCCCUACGUACGGCCCGAGCUAGAUCACACGGGCAAGGAGACGCUUGUCAACACCCAAAUGCCCACCCUGGUCGGCUACUUUCUCAGCGCCGACCAGUAUCCCAUCCCGGAAGCGCCCCAGUUCGAGUACGACGGGGACGACGAGGACGUGAGGGCCUGCAUUGCCACGGCUCGCAAGCUGAUGGAGGAACGGCCCAUCUGGACGCGGCGGUCCCUGCUCAACGCGCUCGGGGACCGGGUGCGGAACGCCCACAUCAUGAAGCGCUGCACGGGAUUCGUGGGGUACCAGUUUCGCGGGGGGCCGUUCCGCGACGCCGUCAUCAAGUAUGGCUUCGACCCUCGCAGCGACCCUUCGUGCCGCAAGUACCAGACGCUCCUCUUCAACCUGCGUAAGCUGAGGCCCGGGUACGCGGGGGAGACGUGGCACGGCCUGCGGAGCAUGAGGGCGGACCAGAGGCAGCCCAUGGGGGAGAACUUCAUGAGCCACAUCUUCGACGGCAAGUCGUUCUGGACCGACAGCAAGAUCUGGCAGAUCUGCGACAUCACGGACCCGGUGGUGGUCAGGAUCGUGGAGCAGGCGCCGGUGCGGUCGACGUGCGACUUUCUGGGGAGCGGCUGGUUCCACACCACGACGUGGGCCAAGCUCAAAGCGGUGAUGAAGACCAAGAUGAUGGCGAUCCAGUUCGGGCGCAAGCUGGCGGACGAGGAUUUCGCCGAGAUCGUCCAAGUCAGGGACAAGACGCCCGAGCCGGGGGCCGGGGCCACGAGGUUGCCGGUGCCGGAUCUCAAGCUCACCGAGGACGAGAUGCGCGUCAUGUACGGCAAGAACUGGAAGGUGCCCAAGAAGAAGAAGAAGGGCGGGUUCGACUACCGGGUCAAGGGCGUCAAGGCGGACAGCGUGGCGGCAGCUGACACGGAGGAUGCGAGCGAGUCGAUGGAGGGGUCGGAGACGCCUCGAAGUUCGAACCCCAACCGGUAUAUGCCUGUCCAGGCCGAUCUCCGCCCACUCGGCAGAGGGGAUGGCGCCCGGAAUGGGGGCCAACAGGCCAGUGGGCCUCGUUUUUUUAUGGGAUCCGACAAGGCCGGUCUGGAAGGGAUAGACGAGGGAAUCGAUGAAGCGGACGACGACGACGACGACGACGACGACGACGACGACGAAGCUGUGGAUGAAGAAGAGGCGGACAUCAUGGCACAGAUAUCUGGAUUGGGAGACAAGACUCUUGGGUCCUUUCAUCGGCUGUUCGGUGAACCUGAUGCAAGUGCUGGGAACGAUCUUUCUGUUGCCGAAGUAGCUGGGGGCGAAUAUGAGGAGUACGACGAGGAUGAAGGGGGUGACGAGGUCGAAUAUUACGACGAGGAUGCUCAGCACGAGAGAGAGAACGGAGAGGGUUAUGGCGACGAGGACGGGGAAUACUACGAAGACGGAGAGGGGGAGUACGGUGAGGCCGCCGAUGUGAAGACGAGAUCACGAGGGAUACUAGGUAUUCGGAGACCAGGCGAUGUUUGCCUGGGGCGUGACUAGAACGAUGACGAUGGAUCAUAGGAGUCAAGGAUAGGACCACAGGCCGACCAUAACGCCAAAGCUGCCCACGCUGACCAGCUCCAUGUCGGUGCCGACAUGGACGCCCGGCGAAGUUAUACCCGAUGGCAAGUACGACCGCGAAGACGAACACCGCAUCUCAUUCUCACCCAGCCUAGAUAUCACGGGGCGGUAUUUGUGAGCGUUUUAAUGGGUCGUCGGUGGUUUCUGCAGAGAGAUCAGCCUUUCUGCCGGCUGAUAUAUAUCUAUAAGUCAGACCAUGAACAAUGAUUUCUCUAUGCCCC
Sodiomyces alkalinus F11 is the source of this 2880-nucleotide messenger RNA. RefSeq lists its product as hypothetical. Lineage: Eukaryota; Fungi; Ascomycota; Sordariomycetes; Glomerellales; Plectosphaerellaceae. The record is from RefSeq and is a predicted model, not a curated record. Gene Ontology annotation, biological process: transcription initiation at RNA polymerase III promoter. Bases 251 to 2578 code for a protein of 775 amino acids. The transcript has 5 exons. Gene Ontology annotation, cellular component: transcription factor TFIIIC complex.